Australozyma saopauloensis is the source of this 1548-nucleotide messenger RNA. It is a transcript of the gene DFG16, whose product is annotated as Dfg16p. Lineage: Eukaryota; Fungi; Ascomycota; Pichiomycetes; Serinales; Metschnikowiaceae. The transcript has a single exon. Bases 1 to 1548 code for a protein of 515 amino acids. The record is from RefSeq and is a predicted model, not a curated record. Gene Ontology annotation, biological process: cellular response to pH. Gene Ontology annotation, cellular component: plasma membrane.
AUGGAGCUUCUACCGCCGUCACUGACGGAAACCUACAGCAACUAUAGCUUCUAUUUUCUACUGCACAAUAACGGAGUGUCGCUCAACUGCUCGGUCUACUCGCUCACCCAGGGAUACUUGGACUAUCAAGAUUACUUCACUCAGGAAUGGUUCAACAAUACAGAACGGUUCUUGCCCGCAUACUAUAUCACGAAUUGCCUGGUGCCGGAUGUUCUAGCGCAGAUUCGCGCACAGAACGUUUCGGACGAGGAAGUCACCCGAUGGAUGGACGAGUAUCGUAAUAAUCCCUACAACAUCACCGAUAACGGAGAUCUGUUCGUAGCGCUACUAUUCACAUUUCUGGGGCUGUGCGUGCUGUGCUGGAUGCUCAUGCUCUUGUACUUGCUCCUGCCGCCGCACAAGCGGAAGCCGUGGCCGACCCUCCUCUGUACGUUGGUGUACCUGAUUGUGCUCACCGUUAUCUUGGUGCAGAUCACCAGGGCAACAGAGGCCGAAUACUUCAAGGACCUGCUCAACACCGUGAAAAUAAUGUGUGUGUUGGGCCAAAACCACUACAUCUACGCGCUGAUCGUGGCUCACUUCCUUAUCUGCGUAGCCUACAUCCAGCUUCUGUGGAAAAUGACAAAAGCUUCCUGGCGCUGGCACAGUACUGUUUUUGCCCUGAUCCUUAUCUUGGUAGGACUCGUGACCUCGAUUUGCUCGGCUGCGGUGGCUCCCGCAACGCUCGGCUACAACAGAACCGUUGUGGAUGAUGCGUUGGCUGCAUCCAUCGCUAUGGGUAUCAUUUUCACCGCGUGGUUCAGCUACUGCCUUGCAUACCAUACAUUCCGUGCAAAACCCCGGCUGGUGGCAUAUACGCAUCGCCUUCUCCCGUUGGCGAUUUUCACCUGGUUAGUAAUCAUUGGUCGUCAGGCGCUUUGUAUUCUAUUGUUGACCUACUGGAAUGAGCAGUGGCUCGUAAACUCGUGGCUUUCGUACUUGCCUAACGUCAUUGAUAUCUACGUCCUCGCAGCGGGCUGGGAGUGGCUCUACCUGAUAGAACAAGUGGAGCAGAAACUAGAACUCUCGGGUAUGUUGGGCCGGCGAAUUAGCAUUGACGACGUCAUGAAUUUCAGCAAUGAAUGGACUAGAGGACUGGCCGGAAGAAAGUAUCCCCUGAUGAUGGCAUGGAUGACUGAUAAGGUUACCAAAUUCAAGAACAGGAGAAAAAACCAAAACGAGAAUCCCAGGGAACCGGACCACAACUCUUCCGAAAUUAAUGUAGAGCUUGGUGACUUGACGCCUUUAGCCUCCAAUGAUGAUUUGGUUGUCAAUAUGGACGAACAAUCUGUAUGUGAAAUUCAUCAUGAUGGGGGUCUAUGGAGCAGUGAUUCGGACCUGGACAUGCAAUCCGAUACUCAAAAUACUACCACCGAAGUCAGGGACGACUCUGAAUUGGUUCAGGGCACGAGUUCCGCCCACGAAAAUUCCGUGAGCAACACAGCUCCACCUCCUUUUGUUCCUCAUCCAGGUCUCCAUAUAGAUGACUACUGGGAUGAGAAACGCUAA